UGUUCACGCGAAUUAAACUACACACAGAUAUCAUAUUUUAGCUUUCAAAUAAACAAAAUUCGAGUGUACGAAUUAUAUUUUGUAUGCUACAACAACAGUUUACGCUCGACUACUUUUGAAAGGGUGGCACACCCACGCUCGUAAAGCUAGCCUCUAUUAGUACGCAAAACUCGUUCUUGUGAAGAAAAAAAAGCCUGCCCAACAGGUAAUUAGUGAAUCUCUUACGCCGGGUGGACUAUACACACUUUAGUCUUAGCAGACGAGAGGGUUGGAAUUUGCAGAAGAAGCAGACGACAUGGGAUAUUUAUUUCUUUACAAGAUGUACGUCGUCUGUCUGUGUAUAAUCCUCACUGUGUCUGGGGCUAACAGUGAAAAGCUCCUGAUGUUUAUGCUGGGAGGUUGCCGGAAUCUCUACUUGAAGGAUUACAUUGACGAUCUUCCAGGAUUCAAGCACUUCUUCGCGAUAGGUUCUCGAGCAGAGCAUGUCGAUCCGCAGUUCCCGACGAUGACCUUCCCAAACCAUUAUUCCCUUGUAACAGGUCUGUAUCCGGAGAACCAUGGGUUUGUGGGUAAUUUUAUGUGGGACAAAACGAAAAAUGAAUCUUUCGACAUGACGCCUAGUCCACAGGGCAGCAAAUCACACUGGUGGGAAGACGGGGAACCGAUCUGGGUGACCGCCGGGAAACAGGGAAAACGCACGUAUCUGUACAACUGGUUGGGUUGCCAGGUGAAGAUCCGGGGUAGAACGCCCUCGCAUUGUCACCAAUACAGCGACACGCCAAAAGUUCGCGAUGGCAUGGCUGGCUUUCUAUGGCAGAGUAACGAAGCCGUAGAUGCCCUAAUAAACGACAAAGCAGAUUUAGCAGGUGUAUACACUCAAAUAGUAGACCAGGCUGCCUCCCAGUUCACUACAAAUGGCGAAGAACUGAAAGGCGUGUUGAAAUGGAUUGACAACGAAUUACAGAGAAUUUACUACAGACUCGAAGACGCCGGGAUGUUGGACGCCAUCAAUAUCGUCAUAUUUUCCGACCGUGGAGUGACGGAAGUGACGCCCAAGCGAACCAUUCAUCUCCAGAAAUACAUCAAUAAUAACGAUUAUGACAUCAUAAAGGAAUUCGGUCCAAAAGUUAGUAUUUGGCCGAAGGAGGACAACGUGGAAAUGGUUUACCAGAAACUGAAACACGCCCACCCUAACAUGACGGUGUACAAGAAGGAGGAGAUUCCGGAUGAUUGGCACCACAAAGGUCACAGGCGGGUCGCUCCCAUCAUUGCUGUAGCAGAGCUUGGAUGGAUGAUCGUUACACCAGAGAAACCUUUCCCAGUCGGUGAAGAUGGCUGGGAGUACGUAGCUUACCACGGGUUUGACCCCACAGACCCCCAGAUGAAAGCCAUGUUCGUUGGAGUUGGACCAAAUUUCAAGAAGGACGUCGUUGCACCAUCGUUCAGCAACGUGAAUCUCUAUCAACUGAUGUGUAGGAUCCUCCGAAUCAAACCGGCCCCGAACGACGGAACGUGGGGCGCCGUUCAGAUGAUGUACCAGGACACGCCCGAAUGGUCUUUCUGGAACGCAAAAAUAUACAUCGCCAUCAUUGCUGCAAUAUGUAUCGUAGCGACUGGGUUAAAAACAAUUCAUAGGCGUCGGACGUUUAAAUAUCUCUAAUGCUUAAGGCUAAAGUAUAUUAGUAUAUUCAGUGGCGUAGCGUAGGUUCUCAGCGCCCGGGGCAAGGCAAGUAUUGCGCCACCCCCUAACCAGUGGACCGUUAGCACUCCCCCGAGUCUCUUUCACCAGUCCAGAAUUUUGCGUCCGGGGCAAACACCCCGGUGGCUCUGCCCACACUACGCCACUGAGUAUAUUCAGUGUUGAAUGGCUUCAGGAGCAGGACUUUUUAAGGGGAGGAAGGUUUGAGAAAUGUUUAUUGGACUGAGCGUCGAAUGUCUGUAAGGAGAAGUUACGGAAUUUUGUGAACAUGGUGUAAAACCACGUCUGAGGUGUCAUGAGUAGCAGGAUCGAUUUCCUAGGUGUAUUCGUAGUGGUGUUUUCAAAUCCCAUGGUAUGUACUGUCUUGUUUAUAGGAAAAUGCAUAUCAAAAACCCAUAAUGCUUUUUUGUUAGUAGUGUAUUUGGCUUGAACCUUAAUUGACCACGAAAAUAACUAAAUAAAUGUGUGUGUGUGUGUGUGUGUGUGUGUGUGUGUGUGUGUGUGUGUACACACGCGCACGCCCCCCACGUUUUGGCACCUUCCUACGCCCGUGCUAUGUCCUACCAAGGUUCAGGCAUAUGUCUCCAUUGUCUCCUACCCUGGCAUGGCCAGCGGUUUGGUCCAGGGGAGAUAAAUAGGACGGGCCCGUAUGAAGUAUUUAUUAAACCGUCGGUGUUAUAAUUUGAUGGUUUUCGCUAGCAGGUUCACUAAGUUUUUCAACCCGCUGAUACCAAAAAUAGUACAGUAUUCUUUCUAGCGGGUGUGAAAGAAAUCCCAAUUGCAGCAAAUGUUAGUUUCCAUAUGCAUCAGUAUUGUUUUGUGUUCUUUCUUCAGGAUGGAAUUGCUUCAGUACAGAUAUCUGUGUUUUUUGUCAAUAUUAAAGUUUCGUUUGUGUGUUCUUGUCUUCUUAUAUAUAUAUUAUUUUUAGGGUUUUUUAAGUCGGGCGUGUACGAAAGACUAAAUUGUAAAUUAACUUGUAGAUGUAAUUAUUGUUCGUUGACAUGUAUGUCGAGUGUUAAUAAAACAAAUAUUUUCAGA
Messenger RNA from Gigantopelta aegis, 2737 nucleotides. RefSeq names its product glycerophosphocholine cholinephosphodiesterase ENPP6-like. NCBI's taxonomy places the organism in Eukaryota, Metazoa, Mollusca, Gastropoda, Neomphalida, Peltospiridae. The transcript is spliced from 7 exons. The record is from RefSeq and is a predicted model, not a curated record. The coding region runs from base 296 to 1660 and encodes 454 amino acids.